UGCCAUUUACUUCGUGGUUUUUUUUUCCUCUCUCUCUCUCUCAGCUUUUAGCCUCGCAGUUUCUGAACCAGUAAAAAGGGAACUCUUCCCAGCAAACAUUUCAAAAACCAAACCCUAGUGUAAAACGUUUCCGCCAUAAUUUAGUAAAAUCAUUGAGAAAUUCACCGGUAUAGCAGUUAAAUUUCCAGCUGAAUAGGAAAAUUCGGUGCGCGCGAUGGUUUUAGGGAUUUUUGGUGAAUGAAAUCGAUCAAGGCUCUGUAGGAUUUCAGCACUGGAUCAAGGAAAACCAAGCUUUUUAACAGCGGAAGUCAUUGAACUGUUGCAGUCUAAAAUAUAUGGUAACUUGAAGACAACGGUGUGUGCAACCUUUCCAACUUAGAGGUUUCCUUGCCGACUCAAUCUGGUGGUUUAUUCAUCGUUGGUCUUUUUGAAUCUGGUUGAUGAGGGGUGUUCGGGUGGCCGUGGAUGGGCUGCCAACUAAAGGGUUGGUGGAAGUUAAUCAGGAUCAUGUGCAGGAUGACCAAAGGGCAGUAAAAAAUGGAAUUACAGGCGAUGGACAUGGAAUCUCCGAGGAAGGUGAGUCAAGGACCAAUGAGGAAGUCAAUAAUGGGCGCAAAGAUCUUGUACAGGCCCAGACUGUUCUCCUUGCUCAGCAUCACCAGCAGCAGCAGCCUCAGGGGCCAGUUGUCCGUUGGGAGCGCUUUCUUCCUGUCAGGUCCCUAAAAGUUCUGUUGGUGGAAAAUGAUGAUUCAACCCGCCAUGUCGUCAGUGCACUGCUUAGGAAUUGCAGCUAUGAAGUGACUGCUGUAUCAAAUGGUGUGGAAGCAUGGAAACUAUUAGAGGACUUAACCAAUCAUAUUGACCUUGUUCUAACAGAAGUAGUCAUGCCCUGUUUAUCGGGGAUUGGCCUCCUAUCCAAGAUCAUGAAUCAUAAAACUUGCAAGAAUAUCCCAGUAAUUAUGAUGUCAUCUAAUGAUUCUAUGGGCAUAGUCUUUAAGUGUCUGUCAAAGGGUGCUGUUGACUUUUUAGUGAAGCCUAUUCGAAAGAAUGAGCUUAAAAAUCUCUGGCAGCAUGUUUGGAGGAAAUGUCACAGUUCAAGUGGUAGUGGGAGUGAAAGUGGGAUACGGACUCAAAAAUCAACAAUGUCAAAAAGUGUUGAAGGUUCGGAGAAUAACACUGACAGUAAUGAUGAGGAUGACAAUGGAAGCAUUGGGCUGAAUUAUAGAGAUGGAAGUGACAAUGGAAGUGGCACUCAGCAGAGUUCUUGGUCAAAAAGGGCUGUAGAAGUUGACAGUCCUCAACCUAUGUCACCAUGGGAUGAUUUAGCAGAUCCCCCUGAUAGCACCUGUGCUCAGGUUAUUCAUUCAAGGCCAGAGGCACAUAGCAGUAACUGGGUGCCCGUAAAUGCCACCAGAAAGGCCCAUAAAUGUGAUGAUGAUCCUGAUAAUGUUGCAAUGGGCAAAGAUUUGAGAAUAGGAGUUCCUAGAGACCCAGACUUGCAGCUCAAAGACCAAAGUGAUGAGGUACAAGGUAAUAUGGCAAGUACUGAGAAGCGCAAAUUUUCAACUCCAGACAUCAAGAAAGACUGGGAGAAAAUGGAAAAGGGUAUGGUGGAGUACCGCAAUGAGAUGGCGAAAGAUGAAAUACAGGACAAAGACAAUGAUCUGAUGGGUGCCAUUACCAAUAUCACUAUGACUCACGGAGGUAAUGCACGCAACGAAGUUCAGAAUGACCCAUCAAAGAUCGCUGUACAAAAAGAUAUGGACCUGUACAAUGCUAAAGAACUGCCAUCCCUUGAGCUUAGUUUGAAGCGACUAAGAGAUGUAGGCAAUGGUGGAAACAGUACCCCAGAACGUAAUAUAUUAAGACAUUCGGAUCAUUCCGCAUUUUCUAGGUAUAACACCACAUCUACCACUAACCAGGCACCAACUGGAAUUGUCGGCAGCUGUUCUCCAGUUAAUAAUAGUUCAGAAGCCGCAAAGACUGAAUCAAUGCAAAAUUUACAGUCUAACUCAAGUGGAACACCUAAUCAGGGUUCUAAUGGCAGUAGCAACAACAAUGACAUGGGCUCCACUACAAACAACGGUUUUACUAAGGCGGAAACAUUUGGCGAGAAAACAACCCCCAGAGCUGCGGUUAGUGUUCGUCCUUGUUCUGCCUUUCAGCCAGUACAAAAUGGCUAUGAUACUUCCCCCCAGCCUAUGACAGCGGGGAAGCCUGAUUCUGCGAAGACAAUGGUGGCUCAAGCAAGGGCCAUGCACCAGCAACCUCAAGUGGAACACCACCACCACCACCAUUACCAUCACCAUCACCACCAUGUUCAUAGCUUGCAGCAACAACAGCAGCUACUUAAUGGUGAUGAUUUGUCUUUGCGAAACAUGAUGUCGGGUGCUCCACAAUGUGGGCCCUCCAACAUGUUAGGUGUCGCAAUUGAAGGUAAUGCCGCUAACUAUGGUAGUGCAUCUGGAAGCAACAAUGGAAGUAACGGGCAAAACGGGAGCAGCGGACAGAACGGGAGCAGCACUGCUGUGAUUGUGGAAGGAACAAACGUGGCAAGUGAUAAUGGAGCCACUGGAACAUGUGGGGCUGGUGGAGGAAUUGCCAGUGGAAGCAGGAGUUGUGUAGAUCAGGAUCGUUUAGCACAAAGAGAGGCUGCUUUGUACAAGUUUCGCCAGAAGAGGAAAGAAAGAUGCUUUGAGAAGAAGGUGAGAUAUCAGAGCAGGAAAAAGUUGGCUGAACAGAGGCCACGUGUUCGUGGGCAAUUUGUGCGACAAACAGCUGAUGAUAACAAAAGCAAAGACAGAGACAAAGAUCCAGACAGCUAACGCCUGCCCUUUCUUGGGUGCGUAUCACAGAUAUGUAAAUGAAGAUUAGCAUUGAUCCUAGAUAGGGCAGGAGUAUUAUGAGUACAUGAUUGGUGGUUUUUGCAAAGGUCAGAAAAGCUAUCAACUGGAUGUAUGGCAAUUGAAGGCCAUAGUAAUCGAGUGAUGAACCCUUUUCUUGAGUUCUGUUGGUUGUCUAUUCUAUAUAGUUGCUACUGUACCGCUAGUAAGUGUUCAUGACCGCGUCUAUGCUAAUAAGAUUCUUAAAAUCGGGAAUGUGUUUCUGCUUAUGAUUUGUUCCUGGACGAUGUCUGAAAAGUUCUCAAAUAAAGUGUAUUUCUCCUCAGUUUUAGUUCA
Molecule: messenger RNA, 3179 nt
Organism: Coffea eugenioides
Lineage: Eukaryota; Viridiplantae; Streptophyta; Magnoliopsida; Gentianales; Rubiaceae
Product: two-component response regulator-like PRR37
Exons: 10
Coding region: 441-2825 (794 amino acids)
Biological process (GO): phosphorelay signal transduction system; cytokinin-activated signaling pathway
Molecular function (GO): protein binding
Source: RefSeq, a predicted model, not a curated record